This is a messenger RNA of Myripristis murdjan (pinecone soldierfish), 4406 nucleotides long. RefSeq names its product myelin protein zero-like 1 like (gene mpzl1l). The coding region runs from base 94 to 882 and encodes 262 amino acids. Gene Ontology annotation, cellular component: plasma membrane; focal adhesion; cell surface. The transcript is spliced from 6 exons. The record is from RefSeq and is a predicted model, not a curated record. Lineage: Eukaryota; Metazoa; Chordata; Actinopteri; Holocentriformes; Holocentridae.
UACACAUUCCCACGAAGAAGAACAAACCUGGCUGCUGGAGUGGAAAAAAAAAGGAAACAGAGCUGAGGAAGUACUCCUGUUUACAACAACAUUAUGGAGCCAAAAUGUCUAAACACCAUCUUUAACUGUGCUCUGUUGACUGGACUGACGUUAUGUGUUUUAUUCGGUACAAAACCCACAUCGGCAGUGGACAUACACGCCCCUGCUGAGGUGAUUGUGGAGAACGGCACCACAGGAAUCCUUAAAUGUACCUUCAAGUCCAAAGAGGUGGUUAGCAGCGCAGCCACUGUGACCUGGAGUUUCCGGUCAAGCCGAUCCGAGACUCCGUCCUCUAUUUUUUACUUCAGCAAUGGGAAGGAAUUUCCAGGGCCGCCUGAGUUCAAAGACAGAGUGCAGUUUAUUGGUGACCUCAACAGGAAGGACGCCUCGAUACAGCUGAGCCAGGCUCAGUUCAGCGACAACGGCACCUACUACUGUGACGUGAAGAACCCCCCAGAUAUAAUUGGAACACCGGCUCGAACAGAGCUCAGAGUCGUUCUGAAAGAAUCUCUUCCGCAGGACAACACUGCAGUUAUAAUUGGGGCAGUUUGUGGUGCUGUAAUUGGAGUCAUCCUCAUUGGUGUUGUUACCUGCCUUAUCAUAAAGAGGCAUCACACCCGCCAUGAUUAUGAAGGAUGUACAUCCUUGGAAAGCGUGAGCUCUCAUGCUCCACAACCACGAAAGAAGGUGGAGUCCAGCUUGGAGGGCUCCAGAUGUAGCAGUCCCUCUGGUCCACUACAGGGACCGGUGAUAUAUGCCCAGCUGGAUCACUCAGGCAGUAAAAACCCCAACUCAUUCCGUAAGAUGGAGCCAGUGGUCUAUGCUGACAUUCGGAAAAACUGAGGAGGACAGGGAGGAAUUGGACCAAAAAAACAGUAAAGUAACAGACCUCUCGAUCAGCUGCUCUUGGGAUGGGAGGGAAUACAUUAACAUGGAUAAAUUGGUGCAGAUUUUUUUUUUUUUUUUUUAAAUUCCUCUGAAAGCAUUAAGCAUUACAUGUUACAAUAAUGUAUUCGUACACUUUUUGUUGAGGAAAAAGCUGAAAGACCUUUGAAAACACUAUCGUGAGCACACUAACCGCAUGUUUGCUCAAGACCACAUCAGCCUCAAGUUUGGUUUUGUAAUACAGGGAUUCAAAUACCAGUUUUAAUGCAGUCAUGAAUAUCAUUCCAUAUGUAAGGAGACUUUAUUUUAAUUUGCUGUGGUUUCACACCUCAUCUAGCUCAAAAAAAAAAACAAAACACUUUCUAAAACUUAAUACACUUGUCCAUUUGACAGUUACAUGGCUUUUUUUUCUUUCUUUCUUUUUUUUUUGAGGGAGGGUGAUCUUAGAGUUAGAUUCUACAUUGUCAGCAGUAUAUUUGCAUGCAAUCAUAAUAACAUCUACAAAAUAAGCUUGGUACUCAUUCACCAAUAGUAAACCAGUAAAAAAAAUAACAGUCAUUGACAUUGUAUUACUGUGAAUACUUAAAAUUUCUGCUAGGUUCUAGCAUGUUGUUGUGGUACCUUCAGAACACUGCCUUUCUCUGAUUUUCUGUUUUUACCACUUUUCUUUCACCCACUGGUUUCUGCACCAGUAGUGGCUGCCAUGAGCAUCUGUCCUUAUCUUCACUCUGAAAAAUUGCAUAUGAACAUUUAGGCGAUGUAACCCAGAUAAGAGUUUUUUCUUUGUGCUCUUGUGCAUCAUCGUAAUGAUCUCUAACAAGGAAGCCUCACUGCUGGUGUUAACAAAAGACGCUCGGGGCAGUUUCUAAUCAGCGCGCUACUGUUUGUGAGUCGUUUGGAAAUGUGCAUGUUUUUUAAAAUAAAAGAAUGUUCAACUAAGAAGAAAUAUCUCUUUAGAAAUGUUUGUUUCUACUAAAACUCGGAACAAAUACAAAAUACACUGUUAGCAUGCAGUGCAGCAUUAUAACCAUCAUUAUGAAAAUAAUCAUGUUUUACUGUCUCUGCCUUAAAGAAGUGUUUGUUUUGUUUUGUUUUGGGUUUUUUUCCGAAAUAGUGGGCCAAAUAUCUAAUUAUCAACUCCACUUCGAUAUUAGGUAUGUACUUAACAGAUGCUUUUCAGCUUUAAAAUGCAUUCCAAAUUCACCAUUUUGUUUGUCUUGAAGCAGUUAAAAGCCAAAUGUAUCUAUCAUGAUUAUGUUUGUCAAUUGUUUGGUUACCUAUGAGUAUGGUAUUUGUGUUGCAUCCAGUUUAAAUGCCUUUAGCUUCAGCUUGUGAUUCCUCAAUGCAGUAAAAUUUAAUUUUGACCUGUAUUUGUAUAUAUUUCUUGCUCCUGUAAGAUAUAGUGCUGUUUACUGUAACUCACACUCCUAUGUCGUAUGGCUAUGGAUGUCAUGGCUUAGAAAAAGUCGUAUGCUGUAGGGCUCCAGAAAGUUGGUGGCAUGGUUAAUGUUUUCUCUUUUAGUCUUAAUUAUUUGACACAAAGCCAAUAGUCAGGACCAGCGUGUACAGCGCCUGCAGAAAACACUCGACCUCUCGACUUUUUCCGCAUUUUGUGGUGUCACAGGUUUCACAAAGGAGUCAACUUCGAUUUGUCAGCAGUCUACACAAAAUAUCUUAUAAUAACAAAUAGCCUCAUGAAGUUGCAAGUUUGAUUGUAACAAGCUAUUUUAAAACUGACUAUAAACCAACUGCUGCACAUGCUGCUGGCUUUUCAGAGGUAGAUUUGAUUGAUUUUAGUGUUAAUAGAACAGAUAAUUUCUCAUUUUAUUGCACCAAAGUCUUGAAAAUGGUGGAUUCUUCAUUCAUUUUUACCAUACAUGACACCAAAUUGGACAUCUGGGUGCCUCCAAAUAAUUCUUGCAUGUUUUAAUUAAAUGAGGGGGCUAACUGCAAGCUAGCACUUUCACUAUUUAUUACUUCUUAGCUAUCUGAAAGCUAGCACACGUUCUUCCCUGUGAGUGUUUUUAUUUAUUUUUAUCAUUGCCAAAGCUUUAAUUUCAACUUCUUGUUUCAACUUUAUAUUUAGCUAGAAACCUCACUACUUUUGAUAUUUCAAUACUUUUACUAAGCUUUUUGAUACCUUUCUUAAUUUUUGAGAAUUAUUCUGCUUUGUUGUCUGUCUGUCAGCGAACAUGUUCAAAUAAUGAGCAUGUACGCUGACGAUGUGCCCGUUUCUGUAGGAUUUAUGUCAUUUCUGUUGGACAGAAAAGUAUAAAGGGGCUGAGCUUUUACUAACUGAUGGAAACACAAUCUUUCAAGAUCUGCAGAUCUUAUUUAAUCUCACUAAUCUCUGCUCCCGUCAAAUUUCAAACCACUUGAAUUCAUGAAACCAUAUAAGCUCAGCUGCCUCGAUAAAACUCUGUAGUAGCUCUAUAAUACUUAUUAUUUUUGCCAAUUCUACUCGACUCUGUCCCUGUGGUUGCACCAAAUCUGUUAUCAAGUUUGUAUAUUGUGUACUUUACCAAGUUCCUAGUAACUGGUUUAAAUGGUUGGGACCUCUUUAGCCACAGUUUUCAUUACACUUACAGCUGCUUACAGCGAGCCCACACAUCUUCUCCAAGAAAUGUACUUAUGAGUUUAAGUUAUUAACACAAGGAAGUUCACAUGAAUGUUUUUUCCCGGUCAGCAGCUUAUUUUUACGAUAAAUUGUCACAAAACGCCACAAAAUGCUAAAGACGUCAAGCGGUUCAGUACUUUCUGCGGGCGCCGUAGCCUUCCAGUUUCUUUUGUCUCAAAAGUUCCAGUCUUUUAUUUAUUUUAUUAUUUUUUUUGUUGUUGUUGUUGUUGUUUUUUGUUUUUUUGUUUUUUAGCUAUCAUGGCUCUCAAAGUAUUGACCAGAAAAAACAAACUGUAUGAUACUGACAAAACAUUAAAUGCUGGUUGCCUUUCUUUGUUCUCGGUUGUGACUUGUUGCAGUGUUUAGUACCAUGUAGAAUUUGUGAUGCUCUCUAUAAAUUAUGACAGAUUUCCAAACUGGCAAAGUUCAAAUGCAACAUGUUUGUGUCUGUGUUUUUAGGUUUGAAUGAAUGCAGAUUGGUUGCAGAGUUCAUUCCACUCAUGAUAUGUCUUAAAGUGUGUGCUUUGUACUUUUGGAUGGUAAAUACUGUUUUGUUUGAUUAUUGUUUAGUAUGUUAUGUUAUAAAAUCUGCACUAUGUCUUGCAUAUCAAAGACAACAAACGCCCUGUGAUUUUUAUUUUUUUCCCUUCAUCUCCGAAUGACCUUUGACUCCAUUUAAUGUCUUUAAAACUGGAAUGUUGUACAUUUAGUGCCUUUUACAUUUCAUCUGCUAACUUGAACAUCUGCUCAAUAUAGAAAAGAUAAGAUUCAUUUAUUUUCCUUUUUAUUGUUAUGUAUUUUUUUAUACACAUAUCGCUUCUGUAUCCACUGUUCAAAUUUUAUAUAAAACCUAUUCCUGGCCAAU